Molecule: messenger RNA, 947 nt
Organism: Pararge aegeria (speckled wood butterfly)
Lineage: Eukaryota; Metazoa; Arthropoda; Insecta; Lepidoptera; Nymphalidae
Product: ubiquitin thioesterase otubain-like
Exons: 5
Coding region: 49-876 (275 amino acids)
Biological process (GO): protein K48-linked deubiquitination
Cellular component (GO): nucleus
Molecular function (GO): cysteine-type deubiquitinase activity; ubiquitin binding
Source: RefSeq, a predicted model, not a curated record
CUGUCAAACAGGCAAACGUCAACAAUAUUAUUUUUAUAAAACUUGAAAAUGGCGGACGAUGCGUCGAGCAGCAGCGCUUGUACCGGUAAUUUAAUUGAAAAUUCAACAAAUCAAGAUGAGUUAAUUAUGAAACAACAGCGCGAAAUAGAGAAAGAGAUAUCAGAGUCGAUUCCCCUCGUCGGAGAUCUCGAACCGCUAUCGUCACUAGAAAAAGAAUACAACGAGGAUCCCGUGUAUCUACUUAAAGUCAAAGACCUCGCCGCCAAAUACAAAUCUAUAAGAAGAACAAGACCAGACGGAAAUUGUUUUUUCCGUGCAUUUUCUUACGCUUAUUUAGAGCAUCUCCUCACCGACAAACAGGAGUUUGAUAAGUUUUAUGAAAUAGCGAAGAACUCGAAGGAAAUCCUCGUCGCACUAGGCUUUCCUCAGUUCACUGUUGAAGACUUUUACGAAACUUUUAUGGAAGUAGUUCAAAGAGUGGGAGAACAGGUAGGUGGUUCCCCUGAGGAACUUUGCUCAAUCCGAGAUGAACUCCAUGACAAGUUCAACAAGCAGGGUUAUUCAGACUACAUUGUGGUUUACCUGCGUCUUAUCACGUCAGGGCAGCUGCAGACACAGCAUGACUUCUACCAGAACUUUAUUGAGGGACCUCGUACAGUUAUCGAGUUUUGUAGACAGGAGGUGGAGCCCAUGUAUAAGGAGUCUGACCACAUCCACAUUAUAGCACUCAGCAAUGCCCUCAAUGCGGGUAUCAGGGUCAAAUACAUGGACCGCGGCGAGGGCAGUCAGGUGAUAGCCCACGACUUUCCCGACGGCGUGAAGCCGCUAGUCCACCUGCUGUACCGACCGGGCCACUACGACAUUCUGUACGCGUGAUCUCUAUCGCGAUUCCACUUCACAUUUAACAACUACAUAUUAAACUUAAUUAUCUUAUUCAUACCGAUUAA